Molecule: messenger RNA, 4249 nt
Organism: Fusarium verticillioides 7600
Lineage: Eukaryota; Fungi; Ascomycota; Sordariomycetes; Hypocreales; Nectriaceae
Exons: 2
Coding region: 340-1752 (470 amino acids)
Molecular function (GO): phosphatidylinositol binding
Source: RefSeq, a predicted model, not a curated record
GGGUGCUCUCGUCUCGGGAUCGCGGUGUCGCGGGAUACUGCGGCGCCCCCGAACGAAAAAGCCCGCGCAGUCUCUUCUGACAUACUGAGGAAAUGUUAGUCAUCCCAAGCCGGACAACCCGCAUGGCUUUGCUUUGCCUGGUUGGUGAGAUGCCGUGGCAAGCCCCGGAACAGACGGAACUUCGGGGCCAAAGGUUGGUCAACGGGGCGGGAUGACGUCUGCUGGCUACGCGUUUAAAUAACAGCCAGUAUUGGACUCAGCUGAAACUCCAUGUAGUCCCGUGCGCGAUAUUGCGAUUCCCUUGUUCUACACCUUGAAUACCCGUAGAUCCUCGUCGAGAUGCAGAAAGUCAAGGCCAGACUGCCGUCAUGGGACACUACAAAGACCACAAGCAAGAAGGGCUUUGACAAAGUGUGGGGUUGGGCCGACAAGCUGGGUGCACCAAUUAAUCGGCUCUCGAAUCGUAUUGGCAGUGAGGCAUUCUGGCCCACGACCCUGGACAAAGAGAGUGACAAAGCCGCCAGAAUUUUGAGAUCAUUUUGCAAGGAUGGCUUCUAUACCGAGGAGGAAAAACCAGCUGAUGGCGAACAGGCUGGGCCCAAGCAGAAGCAGCGCGUCUUGAAGAAAAUCCCACAAAAAGUGAUACAGAAUGCUGUCGGCCUCGCCAUCUUUACUACCAUGCGAACCGGUCUCUGGGUAUCUGGAGCCGGCGGAUCCGGAGUCCUCGUAGCCCGAAAUGAGGAGGAUGGUUCUUGGUCUCCUCCAUCUGGAAUCCUGCUGCACACAGCAGGUCUUGGCUUCCUAGUUGGAGUCGAUAUCUACGAUUGCGUCGUUGUCAUCAACAACCGAAAAGCCCUGGAUGCAUUCACUAAGAUCAGAGCAACUCUUGGAGGCGAGAUCAGUGCUGUUGCCGGACCCGUCGGAGCAGGCGGGGUGCUUGAGAACGAUGGCAAGUGGAAGCAGGCCAACAGACCAGUCUUCACCUAUCUGAAGUCAAGAGGAUUUUAUGCUGGAGUCCAAGUUGAUGGCACAGUCAUCAUUGAGAGAACAGACGAAAACGCUCGCUUUUACGGGCAGGAGGGUGUCAAAGUGGCAGACAUCCUAGCGGGCAAAACAAGUCGCCCUCCAGAAAUCAAGAUGCUCAUGGAGACGCUAAAGGCAGCCGAGGGCCGACAAGACGUCGACCAGCAAUUGAUGGAAGAGCUGGAAGGACAGCCUGCGCCAGGAGACGUCGAUGUUGAGGCUCCCGGUGAGGGAGCAGUCUUCGGUAUUCCGGACCCAGAAGAUCCCGAUCCGUACGGUGUUCUCGCCCUCGAGAAAGAAGGACUUGAGAUCCGUGACGCCGCAACCCACUCAAGGCCAUCAAGCCAAGCCUUCGAGUACAACCCCAGCCCCAACAGCCCCACGUACAAAAAGUUCUACAGAAGGAGUCUAGAAACCGGAACAAGGAGCAAUCGAGACAGCUAUGCCUCAACACCGAGCAGGACAUAUACGACAUCUGAAGCUAGUACGCAGACUGAACCUGUUUUGAUAACACCCAUAACGAGCACGACACCGGAGGAUAAGUCUUUGGCCCAUCCGGAAAAAAUCGAUGAUGACAAGUCAAGCAUCUACGAGGAUGUUCGGCUGGAGGAUGACUUCCGGUCGCCGUAUGAUGGAUCGUCACAGUCGCCUUAUACUACGGUUGAUAGCUUCAUCACACCACCACCUGGACCACCACCGCCGCUGCCCGCUAGAAGUCCUGUUGCGUAGUAAGAGUGUCGGAUAGAGAGUGUUUUCAGCCAGGCGUAGGGAUAUCGGAGAAAGAAUGGAGCUAGACCUGCAACGUUUGUGAAUUUAGAAACUACAUCUCGUACCCUUCGAUGCCAACCAUCCGCGUGAAGCUUCAUCUUUAUGUCCUAUAGCCUAGCAUAGUCGACCUUUGGCUAAUUAGUAUGAGAAUAGUGAGGCUCUCCUGGCUUGUUGCGCUCUUCACCCUCCUCCUCAUCCGAGUAGAUCAGUGGAGGCGGCGACUCGACACCACCAGGUCUCAAGGGCUUCCGUCUAUCGCGCCACAAUAGCACCUGGAUAAAAGCAGUCUGCAAAACUGACAACGCAAAUUAGUCUUCAAGAAGGUGUGUAGGGGAGGAGGCACGAACUCAGGAGUACUUGCAAAAUGGUUGAGUACGUGUAUCCCUUCCUCGCAGCAGGAAAAUCCGUAGUUUUCCACAUGAACAUGGGCACCUGCAUAAUCAGUAUCGGAAACAAGGUGCCAAAUGAGUAACUUACAAUAGCCUGUACGACAUACGCCAAGUCAUUGGCUAUGGCCACGAUCAGGGCUCGCUUUUCCGUAUCCGCAGAACAUAUCUCAUUGAUCCAACUAAGGAUCAGAGGACCGGCACCGUGCUGAGUUUGCGUUAGAUAUAGUAUAAGGAAAGGAGUGAAACGUACGCCAAUGUUGCUGAGCCAGUACACAACCUUCCUUCCAUCCACAUUGGAGUAAAGUGGCAUGUUCAGAAGGAGGAUGUUGAAGAUGAUCUGUUUGGGACGCUUGAAUUAGCAUGCUCAUCCCAGCUUUCUGUUCCGUGUGUUAACUUACGAUGAGUAUAGCGCCUGCAUAUAUGAAUGGCCAUCGAGCUCCUUGGAGAGGUCCGUCAGAGAGCCAGCCCCAAGUAAGCGCCAUGACAAGGAAGAUCGCCGUGUUGGGAAUAGGUACUGGUGACGCAGGCAUUAGUUAAAAAUCGUGGAGAAUAUGAAGCGAGGCAUAGCUGGGAGGAUGACUUACAGUUGUUGAUCUCGGGCACAGUGAACGAGGUCCCAGGGACCGGAGGAGGCUGGUCGUUGAAGCUCUUCAACCAGUAACCCAUAGCGGCCUGCGGAUUUCCAUUGUUCCAAAGAAUAUACAGCAACGCUGUUGGUCAGUUAUGAGAAUCCUCACAGGUUUGAGACACGACGUACGAAGAUGAUAAGUGUGCCAGCUAGAAAACACCUUCUUUACCCUGUCUUUAGUCCAAGGUUGCUUCCCGGCACGCCCAAUCGCUUGCAUUCUUUUGACCGAUAAAACAUGUUCUUCUUCAGUUGUCCACCAAGUUCGCUUCCCAUCUUGCGGCAGAUUCGGAAAGAAGAAAUACCCGGCUAUUGCAAGUGGGAUGGUGAUGAGACCGUCGAUGAUGAACAGCCAACGCCCUAGAGGAAGAGUUAGCACCAGAUAUACCUAGAUCGCAGUGUCAAGCUAUUCGCAUAGCGAGUGGAUGAGACUUUUAAGCUGCCUUACUUACAACCUGCACGUCCGUGAACGCCAUUAAGAUUUGUAUACGCAGCUCCUUGGAGAAAGCCACUGAACAUGGACCCAACUGAACCAGCCAGCCAGAACAGCAUGGCUCGCUUUCCGAUCUCCCUAGGCGUAUACCAGGAGCCGAGCAUAUAAUGUAUACCGGGAUAGAAGCCUGAUCUGAUACUGAGGUUAGCCGAGUGAGAUGCGACAGCAAGGUACCGUGAGGGGCUUGAGCGAGGACGAUACAUACUCGAAGAAGCCCACGAAGAAUCGUAACACAUAAAGACUCGUGUAUGAUUGAACCGAUGAGGUACAGAUAGUUGCUAUACCCCACCCCACUUCAAGCGAUGGAAUGACCCAUCGUGGCGAGACUCGUGUCAAUAGUAGAUUUGACGGUAUCUGCCCAAUGACAUAGCCAAAUGUCCAUAUCGAAGUGCCUUGGGUUUAAUGUCUGUCAGGGGUAUCACGAAGAAGUGCCACGUGUGCACUCACUAGUCACAAGCUGAUUACCAAACAUCUCAAGGUCCUCCUGCAUGCCGCUUAGAAACGCGUUAUUGAUGUUGGUCUGGUCGAUGUUCUUGAGGAAAUAUCCUAUUGAUGCGAAGGUCAAGAUAAAGGCAUCAACCUUGAAUAGUAAACGCCUCUGAUCCUGCGGUAGUUCCCAGGUAUCCCAUAUGUAUCCUUUCCAUGUUUUGAUUGGCUCGAAAACUACAUGAUCCUCGGUACUCUCUGAUGAAGCGUCGGCCAGGGGCACGUAGCCUUGCGAUCCUGGGUUUCUCAGUGUCGCCAUGACGUGAUACGAAAUAACAAAAAUGCAAAGCGAUUACAAGAUAUGUUCGAAUCUCAUCAGAAUCGUUCUUAUGAUGGAAGAUAUACCAUUAUUCCUAUGAUUCGGGGUAUGCUGAUCCAUGUGACCAAACAUAUGUGCUAAUUGUUCCCUCCGAUCGCGUCAGUCAACCUACGCACCACGUAAUUGGCCCCUUUCAGAUCCCGACG